AUGGAAGGAGCUCCUCAGACUUCCUUUGCCAGUGGGCAAGUGUCAUUCACAUUUGGCCUCACAGGUCCUAGCGUUUCCCUCGACACAGCCUGCUCUUCGCAACUGGUCGCCAUUCAUCUCGCUUCUGCUACCUUGAAACACGGCGAAUCCUCGGGGGUUGGGCUUCUCGGACCAAUAUUUACUUGUGCUUUUGCUAGGCAGGGCAUGCUCUCCAUGUUUGGCCGAUGUCACACCUUUGAUGGCAGAGGAGACGGGUACUGUCGGGGCGAAGGCUGUGUCACGGUCGUCCUAGAUGAGGCCGGGGGAGGAUGA
Aureococcus anophagefferens is the source of this 312-nucleotide messenger RNA. RefSeq lists its product as hypothetical. Gene Ontology annotation, cellular component: plasma membrane; cytoplasm. Gene Ontology annotation, biological process: DIM/DIP cell wall layer assembly; fatty acid biosynthetic process. Gene Ontology annotation, molecular function: fatty acid synthase activity. Bases 1 to 312 code for a protein of 103 amino acids. The transcript is spliced from 2 exons. Lineage: Eukaryota; Pelagophyceae; Pelagomonadales; Pelagomonadaceae. The record is from RefSeq and is a predicted model, not a curated record.